Messenger RNA from Pezoporus occidentalis (night parrot), 14526 nucleotides. It is a transcript of the gene INO80D, whose product is annotated as INO80 complex subunit D. The record is from RefSeq and is a predicted model, not a curated record. NCBI's taxonomy places the organism in Eukaryota, Metazoa, Chordata, Aves, Psittaciformes, Psittacidae. Gene Ontology annotation, cellular component: nucleus. The transcript is spliced from 11 exons. Bases 935 to 4024 code for a protein of 1029 amino acids.
CUUAAAGGUGUCUGAAAGGAUUAUUUGCUUCCUAGCAUGCCAAAGAAGAGAGGGUUCCCUCUUUUCCAUUCUGUUUAUAUGAAGAGCAUGGCCAGCGGUGAACUUUAUUGUUCUUAAUACUGAUGUGUUGUGAAGGGUCAUACUCCAAUGAUUGAUUUCAGUUAUAUAUAGUAAGUGCUCCUUACUUUCAUGUACUCGUAAUGCUUGCAGGCAUUGAGGGAAGUUGGGAAAGGUGAUUGGAACUGGAUUCGAUAUCCGUGUUUGUGUUGUGGUUAUCCAGUAUAAACAAAACGGGAGGCCUCUACCCCUGGGCAUGUGUGCUUGCGUGUGUGCUUGCAUGUGUGCGUGGAAGGGGAAUUUUGUAUGAAGAGGAAAUGCAAAAUGAUCCUUAUUAUUGUCAAAUGAUUAAUCAGGUCACUUGCGCUAGUUAUGUUUUGUAGCGCGUCUCCAUUCUGUCUGCUGUGCAUGCUGCACAUGUACAUGUACAACUGUUUCAGUAAUUUUAAGUGUGUUUUUAAAUUUUUAGUAGUCUUCUGUCCUUCUGCUCUUAGAUAAUAUGCUAAUGUAAGGCCUGGUUUAUACAGUUUACUGUUAGAAGUGUGAUAGGGUGUUUUGUUUUGCCCUGGUGACCUAAAGAUGCUUUUGUAGGUCCUCCAGUGCCAUAGUGCUUUUCGUUUUCUCAUGGUACAUUUACACAGUGAAAGGUGAAGCCUUAUACCUUCACAAGAGGAAACUGCGUAUUUCCUCAAAAGUCUGUAUAGGUUCCCUCCUUGCACUCAUGUUCUUGCCGUUUCAGGCCUUGGGAAUAAACAAUCUACUUCAUCUUGACUCAUCAUCAUUCCAGGAUAGAGGUGUCCUUGGGGCUCUCUCUUAACACUGAUAUGGUACAGAAGAUUUAAAAUCAGCUGAUGUUCACAAGGAAUAGAGUCACGUGAUGUAUGAAGGCAAACACAUACACUUCUCUGAGGUUGACAAUAAGCCCUUGUGCUCGUAUAGCCCCAAACUGUGCAAGCAGAGGCGACUUAACGGCUACGCCUUCUGUAUCAGACACGUUCUGGAGGACAAGACUGCCCCCUUCAAGCAAUGUGAAUAUGUGGCCAAGUAUAACAGCCAACGCUGCACCAACCCCAUCCCCAAAUCUGAGGAUCGUAGGUACUGCAACAGCCACCUACAGGUACUUGGCUUUAUACCGAAAAAGGAGAGGAAGAAAAAGAAUGAUCCCAUAGAGGACGUAAAGGUCAGGCAUCAGAUGGAUGCUAUGGCCUUCAGUCUGACAGUGCCCACCCUGGCCUUGAAGAUGCCCAAUGGACUGGAUGGGAUGUCCCUCUCCCCUCCAGGGGCUAGGCUUCCUCUCCACUACCUGGAGGCAGAAUUAGAAGACCCCUUUGCUUUCAAUGAGGAGGAUGAUGACCUAAAGAAAGGGGCAACGGUGAGGAAAAAGUUGCAGAGCAAGUUGGCUCAAAACCGGCAGCGCCAGAGAGAGACAGAGAUUUUAAAAGUUCGCCAAGAGCACUUUAGCCCCCUUCCUGCACCUUUGCAGCAGCAGCCUCUGCAGCAGCAGCGCUCCCAUCUGCCACCUUCAUCAGCUUCGUUAAAGCCGACAGGGCUACCGCAGGGCGUAGUCUGCAAGUCACCUCAACCUCCGAACACCAGCCUACCAAUGCAGGGAGUGGCACCCACCACACACACUAUAGCACAAGCCCGGCAGUUGUCUAACAAGAGACCUCUGCCUCUCCUGCCACCCGCUAGGGCUCCUGUCACGGACCCUCCAAGGACUGAUCGGGUCCUCAUGAAAGCCACAGCCUUCUCUCCGCACUCAUCCUGCAUGAGCCGGCUACAGAGACUGGUGAAACUGUGCACUCGAAAACAGCAGCUGGAGACUGAUCUGUUUCCACAUUUAGGGCUGGAUUGGUCUGAAGACAGUGGAGAAGAGUUGGAAGAUUCAGAGCAAACCUCCCCUUACCAGGUUGCAUGGUCUAUCCGAGAAACUCUCGGCUAUGAUAGACAUGGGUGCGGUGAUGACAAUGCAGAUGACAGGAGUUCCAGGGUGACCAGACUUUGCACUUACUUUCAGCAGAAAUACAAGCACCUCUGCCGCCUGGAGCGGGCAGAAUCUCGUCAGAAGAAAUGCCGGCACACACUCCGGAAAGCCUUGCUGCAGGCGGCCAGCAGAGAGCCGGAGCGUACUGGGCAACUGAUACAAGAACUCCGAAGAGCUACGUGUGCUCGUACCAGCACAAGCCAAGUGAGGCAGAGAGAUGCAGAACCAACAACCUGUAGUGGGACUUCGAAGGGAGAACAGUGCACUAACAAGGCCCUUCCAUUUACCAGGCAUUGUUUUCAGCAUAUCUUAUUGAACCGUUCUCAGCAGCUCUUCUCAAGUUGCACAGCCAAGUUUGCGGAUGGUCAGCAGUGCUCUGUGCCAGUUUUUGACAUUACACAUCAGACACCUCUGUGCGAAGAACAUGCCAAAAAAAUGGACAAUUUCUUGAGAGGGGACAGCUCCCGUAAAGUUCAGCACCAGCAGCAGAGGAAACCCAGGAAAAAAACGAAGCCACCUGCACUUACCAAAAAACACAAGAAGAAGAGAAGGCGAGGCCCACGCCGGCCCCAGAAACCCAUUCCUCCUGCAGUGCCCCAAGGGAACCUCACCAUGCCUGCCAGUAUCUCACUGCCAGUAGAGAUGCCCCACAUACGGAGCCCCUCAACGCCAGAGCUGAGUGCCGAUGAGCUGCCUGAUGACAUCGCCAAUGAAAUCACAGACAUUCCACAUGACUUGGAAUUGAAUCAGGAGGACUUCUCUGAUGUCCUGCCACGGCUGCCCGAUGACUUGCAAGAUUUUGAUUUCUUUGAGGGUAAAAACGGAGAUCUCCUUCCAACCACAGAAGAGGCUGAGGAACUGGAACGGGCCCUACAGGCUGUGACUUCUCUUGAGUGCCUGAGUACCAUUGGAGUACUUACACAGACAGAUGGUGUGCCAGUUCAGGAGCUGUCAGAUAGAGGGAUAGGGGUGUUCUCUACAGGUGCUGGAGCUCCAGGAAUGCAGUCCUUGAGUCGAGAGGUUAACACGGAUCUGGGGGAGCUGUUGAAUGGGCGUAUAGUACAUGAUAAUUUCUCCAGUCUGGAGCUGGAUGAGAACUUGCUCCGUUCUGCUACCUUGUCCAACUCACCUACGCCCCUGGCAGGGCAGAUCCAGGGGCAAUUCUCAGCCCCAGCCAACGUUGGCCUUACUUCUGCCACUCUGAUAAGCCAGAGUGGCCUUGGGGAGAGAGCCUUCCCAGGACAGUUUCAUGGACUUCAUGAUGGCAGCCAUGCCUCCCAGAGGCCCCACCCUGCCCAGCUGCUGAGCAAGGCAGAUGACCUGAUCACCUCACGACAGCAAUACAGCAGUGACCAUUCACACUCCUCACCCCAUGGAAGCCAUUAUGAUAGUGAGCAUGUGCCGUCUCCCUACAGUGACCAUAUCACAUCCCCUCAUACCACAUCCUUUUCUGGUGAUAACCUGGCAGCUACCUUCUCAGCAGAGAUGCCCAUGAUGGCACAGCACUUGCUCCCAACUCAGCUGGAUGUGCCACUUAGCGGGGUGGUCAACCCCAGAACUCACUGGGGGAAUCUUCCUGUCAAUCUUGGGGACCCCUCUCCGUUUAGCAACCUUCUUGGUGCAGAUGGACACCUCCUGUCCACCUCCCUGUCCACACCACCUACCACCUCGCACUCAGAGACCACACAGCCUGCCUUCGCCACUGUGACCCCCAACAGCUCCAGUGUGCUCCCGGGGUUACCGCAGACCAGUUUUAGUGGCAUGGGUCCUGCCUCCGCUGAACUCAUGGCCUCCACCUCCCCUAAACAGCAGCUCCCUCAGUUCAGCGCAGCCUUUGGGCACCAGCUGAGCUCCCACAGUGGCAUCCCCAAGGACCUGCAGCCCAGCCACAGCUCCAUAGCUCCUCCCACGGGCUUCGCAGUGACCGGUGCCACCGCUACCAGUACCAAUAACGCAUCUGCACCCUUCACCACCUCCAGCUGAGCUUGUCUGCCUGGCUCUGUGCAGGUAGAUGGGGGACCUGUGUUUUCUACCUUUCCUUUUUUUCCUUUUUCUUUAUUUUUUUCUGUCCUCCCUUCCUUUUUGUUUUUUAAGAGGGGGUUGAGAAGAAAACCCCUGCUUCAAUACUGACCAGGGUUAGCCCUCUGUGAACCUUGCUGUAGCGUUCACAUGUGCUUGUUACGCACCGGUGCUCAUUUCUUGCAGGCAGGUUCACCGUUCCCAAAAAUUCCUUAAGGAUACAGCACAGUUACUGGAUGCAAUUGAUCUUAACAGUAAGACCUAGAAAUAGAAAGAUACCUCAGAUUACUGAUGCAUGUUACUGUUCCCUAGGGUUUGGAUCAGUGCUUGCCAUCCCUUUAGCAUCUGGUAGAAAGUUUUCCAGUGGGCAGAAGUUUGUUUGGUUUUUUUUUGCUUUUAAUUUACCCUUUUCCAAAGGUAGCAUCUGGCAUGGAAAACUUGGCUGCACGCAUUGAUUUGAGAAUGCUGCACUGAAGUCCUAAAUCAAGGUCAUGGUUCAAGAUGAGUUUGGCAUUUUCUUAAAAUAGUCUUUUGACCUCCUCUGUGUGCGUGUGUGUGUUUGGGGUACAGGGAGCAGCAGUUCCUUUUCUGCCUUUGGUGAAGAAGUGGGAGUUGUCCCCUUCCAGAGCUGGUCACUGUUGUUGCAUGCUGAUUUUUUGUUGUUUUGUGGGGUUUUUGGUUUUGUUCUUUUGGUUUUGUUUUAUUGUGAUGUUUUUUAAUUCAUUGAGCAGCAAGGGGAGCAGUUGAUUGGGUGCCCAGAAAUCUGAAGGCUGAUACAAAGUUAGCCCAGGGGGAAAAAGAAAGAAAUUAAACCAGAAGGAUUGAAAUAGAUCAUGAGUGAAGAUGAGUGAAGAUUCCUGUGCAGAAAUUCCCUCCUUUGCUGAAUUACUGUGGCCUUGUAGCAUUGAUAAUUUGCCUUUUCAAAUGUGGCUUUGUCCAAGAACUCCUUGCCUGACAGGCUGACAGGUAUUUCCCAGCUGAAACGGGAAGAAUUUGGUUGGUAUUCUGCCCAUCCACACAAGUCUAGGUCAGACCCUUUGGUAAGUUUCAAAUGGAUGCAUUUCUGAAGUUAUAUCUAGCUACUGAAACUUUUUUGGAUAGUUUUCCUCCCACUGGGAGCCAUACAAUUUUUUCAACGCUUGUGAGAUUUGAUGCUCUCUAUGGGAAGCUGAAUGUAUGUAAGGAACCAGCAAGUACCUAUCAGCAGUCAUGGCUAACCAAAAGAGAAAUCACUAAAGCAAAAUAGAAAAGAACCCCUUCUGUCUGCAGCACAGUUUUGCCUUUACUGCCCACCUGCUAAAGGUAGUAUUCAGACUUUUUGGUAGUAAUUUGAGUUCUUAAAGAAAGGAGUUCACUAGCUUUUAGAUUUUUAUGGUUUUUAAUCCAAGAGAGAGCAGCAGCAGAAAUCCUUAGGUGUGUUUAAUUGUAUCUCUUUAUCAGGAAAGGGAAAAAGGAACUUGCUUGUGACUUUAUAGGGCUCAAACUUGCUACUGUACUCUAACUGUAAAAGUAGCUCCUACUUAAUGUAACAAGUCUCUACUCUUCUUUGUUUCUGAGAUGCAGAUGAGAGAGAAUGGAAAAUCCCACGUUUCAGUCUCUUACUGACAUAUUUCAUUCUACCUUGCAGUAAAACAUCCUACCUGCAUGUAUUCUAAGAUUAAUUCAGGAAAUUAAGAGAUACCAAGCACAUGUAACAGAGAGGCCUAAUAAAUCGUUUGAGCAAGGGAUCAUUGAAUGAAGUUAAGUUGCUAUAGAAACUCAUUUUGUUAGCAGUCAGGCCCGCACCAGAACCUCUGACCCAAACCUCUCCUUCCGUCUUGCUAAGGAACAGAAUUUAGAUGGGAGAUAGGUCUUGUGUCUGCUUACUAUCAUAGCAAUCAUUCUAUCCCUCUUUUCUUGAAAGAUUUUUCCUCCUUAAAUACAAAGGAGUAUGGAUGAUGCAUAUGUUCUUUUCUGAAAUUGCAAGUGUUAUGUGGGUGGAGGAAACAAAAAUUAUUUUCAUGCUUCUGUUGUUAUGAAGUCCUUAUUUCAUACUUGGUAAAAUAGAUCUUAAUAAUAUAAGCCGAAUAUUUUUAAGUGGUGAUUUAAAUAUGUUUGUAACAUUUAAAUGUUUUAAAAUCAUGUAAAAAGUUGAAGCCUAUGAAAUCCUGCUUGUGAUUGUCCUGCUGAUUGAGGAAUGCCCAGUGGUAUUGUGAAAUGAGGCAAAUCUGACAAGGCAUUUAUUUAUGUUUGUAUUAUGUUCCCCAUACUUUGUUGAGGAGACAAUUGUUUGAUUUGCAAAUGAAUUUUGUUGUGUCCAUAUACCUUCUUAAAUGUGUUUGGAUGACUGGCUGAAAAAGAGUGGAGAAUUAGUAUACCAAAUGGUUAAUUCUUUAACCUGCCUCUUUAUUCAUGUAAUUUUAGAGGAUGUUAAUUUCUGUAAAUUGGUUUCAGGACUUUGGUCUUGGUAUCAUUCUUGUGCCCACCAAACUUCAAAGAAGCUGCAGCUAGUGCAGGGUAUAUUUGCCCCACAUUACAUUUCUCUUUCUUAGCGAAUGCAGGGGGUGAGGGGAAGGGAACAGAGGAACAGAGAGUCAAGUUCUGCUUGGUCACGUUGGUAUAAGUUAUGGAGGAGCUCUUUGGUCUAAGGUCAUUGUGAGGUUGUACUGGUCUAACUGGGAACAGAACCCAGCUCCUAAUCUGGGCAUUGAUUUAGUCAGGGAAUUUCAAAAUUGGGAAAAGCUCUACAGGUCCAUAAUUCCCAUUUGAAAUCAAUGGUCGUUUUGCACCUACCUGCAUUCCUUUAAGGCAGCCUAGGAUAGCAGCUCUCUUCCCCAACAUAGACUUCAAUUUUUGUAUAAUCCUUGAUGGCUCUUCCUUGGAAAGUGACUACGUAACGUUUUUCAAUAAGCAAACUAAGUUUGCAAUAAAGCUGCACUUUUAAAAAUAGAUUUUGGUUUGUAUACAUUUGAAAUAGGAAUCCUUCUGUCCUGUCUGACACAGAGCUCUGAAAUGGGCCACCACUUUUGCCUUUUCCUGGUUCACCUCCUGUUUUUUCACUGCCACUGAUUUCAUGGUUACAGCCUUCUAAGCAGUUACGGGUCUUGAUCUUAGCUUUACAUGGUGGAUCAUUCCAGGUGGGCUUCUGCGCUCACGCAGCCUGUUGACUUCAGUGAAUCAGUGUCUUAUUGUUGGAUGUGAGAGAUACAGUCUAAGAUAUAUGUGCAGCCAGUUUCACACCUCUUCCUCUAGGAAAUACUGCAGUUCUGGUUAAGGUGGUCUGUGCGGCCAUUAUUUAUGUGGUUCCCGAGUAGUAUCCAUGCUCUUUCACAAAGGUUUUGGUGUAUCAUCUUGCAUAGCAAUUAGCACUCUAGUCACCCUUUCACCAAAGAGCCAGUGUAGCAAUUUCAGUCCAUUGAUUUGAGAUGAUCAAUGCCUGUCAUACCCUUUAUGUAUUAACAAAUGGAAUAAAGGUAGUUGAACCUAAAAGUUAAUUUCUUUACAUAAGAUUUGAGUUUUAAAGAACUGAAAAAAAAAAAGACUUAGAAUAAAAUACCAGGAACAUCAUUUUUUGUAAUAAUAUCACCUCUAUUAGUCUUUGUACAAAAGUACUUAACACAGGAUGAACUUUGACAAUGUACAGGAACAGCCUUAUGCUCUCCUGGUGUUUAAGGCAUUGUGUAAGAGACACUUUAAUGUUUCCUUUCACUUGGGAAGACUGUAUGCCAACUUUGAGGGGAGUUGUAUGUGCUUAGAUACCUCAAAGUUGAUUUGUUCUUUAGCCUCGUAGUUACUUUGAUACAAGAAGAUGUACGUCUGAUGCAAGAAGAUGGAAAAGAUGCAUCAUUUUGUCUCCUCCUGCCUUCUAGUUCCUCCAGGUUUAUGCUUAAUUCCCUUCUUGUUAGUAGCAUUCUUCUCUCUCUGGUUGGCAUAAAGCUUUAAAUUGAUAAUGCUGAGAGAUAGCACAGUUGCAGGUCUGCCUCAGGCACCAUGGAGAAGAUGGCAACAGCUAGAUUGCCCACUUCAUUCAGCAGGUUAGUGAAAUGAGGAUUUGCAGUACUCAUUUGGAAGGCACUGGAAGGCCCCGAGAAGCUUAUCACUUGCUAGGCAAAACUCAAGAGAUGUUAUUAGUACAAAUGCAAGGAAAAAAAAUAUCAGAGGAGAGUCAUCCACAAUAGCAAAGAAGGCAAGCAAAGCGGCUUUUUUUUGGUUUUGUCUUCCUAGCAGGAGAUGGGUAUUGAAUAGUGGGAAGUUUUGUUGUGAGUUGUUAGGCAUAGUGUGCUGCUACUGGCUUCAGGGGCAUGGCUGGGGCAGAGGGCCUAGGACUGAACUUGCAAGCCAGUUGCCAAAUUCAGUUUGAAGCGUGACUGUGACCACAUCAAAGUACAGUCUGGGCUUGAAUCUGCUUGCCAGGGAAGAAGUCUCAUGAAGGAGUAUAAUCAACAGUGGACAGAUGUCUUCGCUGAGAACAUGGCCCUGAUGGUUGUGUACAUGCAUUGUUAGUCUGCCUCUGAACUCCAGCUUCUACCUGAGCUCCUGCAGCACCUUGACUGCUGCGUUUCCUUGUAGGCAUCAGCAGGGCUCCAGGGGUAUUUCUCACUGUCUUUGUGCUGCACUGAGCUGGUGAAUUCUCCCAACAGUAUGAGCCUUGGUACAGGGAGGUGAGAAUUCUUAGAAGAGCCAGCCACCUACCUGCAGUUGAAUCUUUCAGGACUUGUAGGUCGUAUGUUUGGUGGCAGGAGGUGCUUUCAGCAGACAACAGUAGAGAGCUUACCUGCAGUGACCUUCUGCAGUGAGGCAAUUGGUGUGGGUGUCUGGGCAGCUUCCCUGGUAGGAUGUUUAGUUUUGCUUUUGUAUUUUUGCCAUUUCCUGUGAAGGCUUCUCAGUGCAGGCCUGUUGCAAGGUCCAGUGUUGGUGUCAAUAUUAACUGAAGGAAUAGUUUUGGGCUAGUGUACUGACCAGAUCUUCAGGUCUUUCUGAUCUUCUGGGCCACAUUUAAUGAUGGAGUGUUGUGGGAUUCUUGUACCUCCUUUGUUUCCUUCCCCUCUACAUUCUUCAUCAUUCUUUUAUUCUCCCAUUCUGAGAUAGUUCUCCAAUGUAAGUAAUGCCAACUGGUAAGUCUUCUGUGGUCCUGAGCAAAUACAGCUGUAAAAUGAAAAGGAGGAGAGAUUCCUGCAUUUCAUAACAUACAUUUCAGAUGCUGGAAAGACAGUGCAAUAGAUCAGAGUAUUUCUCAAAGCAAUGAGCAAGAUCAUGCUUCACAGCACGCUAAUAUGCCAUAAACUAGAUGUUGUGGGUACAGCAUUGUUUAUGGGAGUGCACAUGCUAGCAGUGAAUGUGCAGGUAUUUUUAGCAAGAGUUUACCUUCUCACAAGUUCCUCUUCUUCUGAGAAGUGCAUCAGUAGAAAGUCAUGAGGAAGACCGUAAGUUGUUAUUCUCAAUAUGCACAAGCCCAAAUGAAAGUAAGGAGACUUGGUGGAAAUAUCUGCAUUUCUGUUUACAAAACUUAGACUUUAGGAGGAGAGGCCUGGUCAUGAGAGGCCUUUAGCUCUAUCAGGUGAAGUUUUGCUUUUUUCUUUAAAACUAGACAAAAGCACUGUUACUGGGAAAGAAGAGUUUGGUGGAGGAGAAGGAGUUAUGCAAGAAAUGCUUUUGACAAUUUUCUCACUCAUGUUUUCAGCCCUUUUUUAAAAAAGAAAAAACCCCACUACAUUAGUGACUGGCUUGGGAGCUUUUUCCUUGCUGUUCUGCUACUUUUCCUGGUUGUUGGGUUCUUUGCUUUCCCCUGUUGUAUUUUGCUUUUGCAUACUCAUUCUCUGUCUGCUGUGGAAUAAGGUAACAUAGUGGAAGCAUGAAAGGAGAAAGUGGGCUUGGCCAUAGAUCGAUUGCAAGAGUUGGAGAACACUUUCUGUCUCCUUGAAGUACGUGUUGGCAUCUUUCAGUCUACUCUGGCUCACAGAAUUCGGUUUGGAAGUGAACAGGAGGAAACUUGUGCUUUUGACCUUAAAACUGUACUUACCUGAUACAGAAAAAUGCAUUCUUCCUACUCCUUCUCCCUGCUAGUCCCCCAAACACACACACAGAUGCCCAGAGUACCUGUGUAUCGACCACAUACAUGUGUUGACCUUGGUCGAGUAACGCUAAUGUUUUACCUGCUUUCUGUCAUCAUCAGCCGGUGCCCACAGGGGGGGAACUUUGGAUAGGUAACGUUCCCAGAUAUCCUCUGGAAAACUUUAACUUUGGUGCAGAUUGCUCUGCUGUAGCUAACUGCGAUGGCAUUGGCUUCUGCCUUGGAGUGGGCUGAUUUACCCUGAAAUGACUCUCUAAUCUGCGUCUUCAACGGUGUGGUUGGUUCCCGUGCAAAUAGAUUCAUUCUAAAAUGAUGGACAGUUCAAUUCUCAUGCAAAAUAGCUACAUCCUACCAGAAAGGGUUGAACCAGUUUCUCUGAACAGUGAUGACCUUCACUGUACAGUUUUGGGUAUGUCUCAGGGAUUCCUUGUAGAAAUAAGGGCAGUUAACAAAAAACAAAACAUAAAAAAAAAAAAAAAAAAAAGGAAAAAGAAAAAAAAGUGAAUAGUUUUAAAAGUAAAUAAUAAUUUAAGGUAGAGCGUCACCUAUGUGAGAGCGCAAGAAAGAGAAAUCUUUGUUCAGUUUUAUAGUAAACAGUGUCUGGCUUAGGGACUCUUCUCGGGGCUCUCAUCUCAAGUUCAACGUACAGAAUCUGUUUCAUCACGCUCAGCUUUAAACUUUUUAUUUAAAGAUACCCUUCCCCAAUGAGCUUUCAGAAUACUUAUUGUAGAUUUAAAGAGAAAUGGUAUAUUAAUUUAUGCUAUUAACAUCACCUCAUAAAUUAUAAGUUUUAUACUAAAGCUGUAUUGAGUGUAAUGAAUUAUGUUGCAUAUGUGUUUUUAAUAGCUAUAAAAUUAUAUACAAGCUUUUUGGAAAAACAAACUAGUGAAGCACCUUUUUACACUGGAUCUUUGCCGUGUCAAGGUGUACAGCUAUUCUUUGCUACCUUGCAGAUAUCUAUAUCUAUAUAUAGAUAUAUAUAUAUAAAUAAAAUAAAAUGGUAUCCUGUAUCAACAAGCAUAGAACUCUUUUUAACCCUUAUAUUACUGUUCAUAUAACUCUUUCUAAAUUGUUACAUUCUGCAAUAAUUUAUCUGUGGUUUGUACCUAUGAUUAGAAAUUUAGUUACAGGGUAAAUAGAUCAAAUUAAAGAAAUCCAACUACUGUAGCUGGAAGUUGUGAACCAAGUUUGUAAGACCUUUUCUUUCUUUCUUUUUUUUUUUUCAUAUAUUUAUUUCCAGUUAGCUCUGUGAGUUGGAAUUUGAAAAGUCAGAACAUUAGGAAUCUACAGUGUCUUAUUCAGGAAUUUUUCCCCUCCUUUCCUCACAAAGGAAUUCCCACUGUGACUUAUAAAUAGAAUUAGACUGCUUGUGUGCAUGUAUGUAUUAUAUAUACACACAAAAAAUAUGCAUUGGGGGGGAUGUAUGUGCGAUACGAAUGUGUAUAUUGUAUGUAGGUCAUAGUUUUGUAAAGAGAAAAGUAGUCAAGAGGUGAUGGAAUGUAUUGUAGAAAUGUGAUUAUUUAGUAGGGGGUUGUUAUGUCUUCACUGUUGUAUAAAUAACUGAAACUCUCUACUACAUAAUCUUCUGUUAUAAGGCUAACUCUGAUAUCAUGUCAAUUUUACUGUUUUUUAAAUGCGUUGCAUUGAGCCCUAUUUAAAAUGCCAUGAAAAUACCAAGCUCCCAAAGACAGCCUUGAAAUAAAACUAAUGGGGGAGGAGGAAAGAUGGGAGAAGUGAGUGAUGUUUUUCAGGAGAAAUUGAAAUGGGAAGGUUUGCAUUUGAUGGAUGGGGAGGCAUGGGAAUUGCUGUAUCUUUGCAAAUUAAUACCUGAAUCUCCUGUGGUCUGACUUGGAAAAUGUUGUCAAUCAGUGUACUUGUGUUUUCAAAUUAGGUUGUAAGGGGCACUGUUUGUGUUCUGUAACAGGAUCUUGUCUUCAAAGUAGAUUAUUUUCUUUCACAAGUGUUUUUGUGUAUAUUAAUUUUGUCCCGAAAAUUGCUGUUGUGGCAUUGCAGAACAAAAUACAUUUUCAAUCCAGGGAGUUUCACUUGCGCUGUGAAAUUCUGAAUUUAAUUAUGGCCAUUUAACUUUUCCCUCCCCUCCUUCCCCCCUAUAAUUGGAGAUGGAAGAUUUCGUUAUGGAGAGUUCUCGCUUGCAAUUGUGAGAAGUCAGAAACAUUCUUACAGAUUGGCUUAUUCUUCAUACUGUUCUGUUUAGGCUGGAGAAAGCAACCUAAUUGUUAUUUAUUCAUACAGUAUCACUUUUAAUGAUGAUGAUCCUGGUGACUUUAGAAAUCUGUUUAGAAAAACAGAGCUUCCAGUAUUGCACAGACACUUGAAUUUUUUGAAGGCAUUUUUUAAGCAGUUGCAAAUCAAAUCAUAAUUUUCAAUUUUUUUUUUUUUUUUUUUUUUUUUUUUUUUUAAUAUCCCCCUCCCUAACAACACCCCCCUAGGCAUCCCUCCCCUUUUCCUCUUCCCCACAAUUCAUUUCUGGCACAUACACAUACAAGUGAAAGGGCAGGGAGGUGGAAGUUGUCAGAGGCCUUUCCUUCUGCUUAUUUGAUGGUAAUAGGAGUUAUGAGCAUAAAUCUUUUAUGCCUUUAUGGUGAAGAAUAUACCAAUUUUUGUGUAUACCUGUACAGAGAGAUGUAUCUGUAUAUGAGAUGUUGGUAGCACUUUGCGGAAUGUGGACUUGCCCUCAUGAUGUACAAUAAAUACAUGUGAAUGCAAUCAAUCUAAACCUAUAUAUACAUGAAUAUAGAUGUAUAGGUGGGGUAUACAUUGUAUCACACACAUGUACAUUAGUUGUAACAUGAGCGAGUGUGUGAGCUAAAAGAGAGAGACUAUCCACGUAGCAUACGUGUAACAGGUAAGCACUUGUGCCAAACAAGGUUGUUUUAAUUCUUCUGAGGGAUUUGGAUGACAUCAGUGACUGAUAUGAGCUUGGUCACCAUUGAUCUGUGUUACCUCAGCCCUCACGGUGGAGUUGCCUUGGUACGUUUCUGCUUUCAUUUAUUCUAUAUUAAUACUAACUGAGGCCUCUUGCAAUGCCGACCUCUUCUGCUUCUCUGCUCCAUUGCGUCCAUUCCAGCUCCUCCUUGUCCCUGCAUCUCUACUGUUUCUUUUGCUGUCAGCAAUCAGGUUUAAUGGCCCAAUCCAGCUCUGCUUAUGCAUUAGGGAAAUUCUCUUGGUGACUGUAGUGGAAGCUGAAUUGGGCCCUAAGCACUUGCUUGAACUUACGCAGAAUUUCCCAGCUAUUCAGUUGUGCUUGAGUAUGACAGUGAUUUGUAAAUGAACACAGACUUUUCUUAGAACCUGAUGCAAAGCUUCCUAGCAUACUAAAAGGUUAACCUGGCAUUGUAUUUUAGAGGUAAAUGCUCAAAAGUAGAAAAAUGAACACACCAAAAACUGUCUUCAAUUUUCAGCCCCAGGGAGAAAAAGGGAGCUUGGUUUGUGUUUUCUGUAGUGCAGGCAGUAAACACAAGGCAGCCCUGUGCUCUGUUCUGAGCAGUGAGGUUGUCAUCAAAAAUAUCAAGAGAAAUACAGCUUGUUAUAUUUUACCAUCAAACAUUUUAAAACGAGCUGCAGAGUUGACCAUUAACGUGCUAGCACUUUGCAUCCAGUUGUGUAUUGAAUGAUCUCGCUUAUAUAAGUGCAUUGUGGUUUUAAGUGUUUUAUUUUCUGUUUUCUGGCUAAGUGGAGCUUCUGUAUCCUUUUAGCAGAAAGCAGCUGUCAGAACCUGCUCAGUCACAUUUAAGCACUGUUGAAACUCCUGGCUAACUUAGGCUUCAGUUUCAAUGCAGAAUGCUGCUCCAGUUCUGUCAUCGAGUCGUACUGCAUUCCACGUUUUCCGUAUGGAUAUGGCACAGUUUUUUCUUGGCCACAAUUCAGCCAUGGAGCUUUGUCUUCCUUGCAUUUCUAUUAGAAAAAGGUAACUGGUGUGCUGUUCCAUCUGAGCUUUCAUGCAAUCAUACACGACGAUUUCUAUGAUACAUAUGUUGGGGCGUGUGUAUGGGUAUGUCUGUACUGUGUGUGUAUUAAUACAUAUUUAUACACACACGUAUAUUACGCUAUUUCGGUUUAUGUAUGUGGAGAACGUACCUGUUCUCUCCUGAUAUAUACUCAUGCAUACGUAUAUUAAAUAUGUAUAUAGAGUGUAGAUGUCCUGCAUAUACAUGUGUAUAUGUUAUGAACUUUGGUUGGCAAUUUUUUCCCCCCACUCUUUGCAAAUUGCGCUCCCUUACAACAUACUUUCACUGAAGCUGUAUUAUAUAGAAGGAAUGGAGAAAUGUGUUAUCAAAGUUUUAUUUUAAAAAGGAGACUCUUAUUAAUUAUCUAAAGCCAUCUAAUUGUCUUCUGAAUUUUUACUAGAAGGGCUGUUAUUUAAACAAAAAAAAAAGAAGAAAAAAGGAAAACAAAA